AUGGCCAAACCGGCCACAGUUGUGGCAACUGUUGUCUUGUGCCGGCCUGGGCUUGCCAGCGGCGCCGUCCUUGGCGCCUCCGCGGGCGUCACCUUCGGCACGUCCUUGUGCCCUGCCCAGGGGGCCUCUUCGCGCCUUACGCUGCUUGCCACGCUUGCGGCCGCCCGUCGAGGAGGAAGGCUCCCCCUUCUUCUUGUCACCAAGGCUGGGAUCCCACUGCUCCCGAGUGGCAUCGCCAAACUUCACCAUCUUCUGCAGCAGAGUGUUGAGACGGAGAGCAAAGUCAUCAACGUCCUCACCUGGCUUGAAGCCCAGGUGGUCGACGUUGCUGUCCUGGACUACCUCCCACAUGCGCCGCACCUGGAGCCUGACCUUCAUGAUCCCGGCCCACUCGACGUAGUUGGUUUUAGUGAGGGUAGGCCACCCAACACUGGAACCAACAUCCCUGACCACAGUCCGGACCUCGUAGAGGCCGCGGUCCUGGUCGUUGCAGCCGCCGUCGCGGUGCGCGCCUCCACCUGGAGCGCGGGCGUGCUCGGCUGCCCACUGCGCCGUCCGCUCCUGUGCCACUUUGGCGCGAUCUGCGUCGGCGCCGUCGUCCGCAGGCGCGGAGCUGCUGGAGCUGCCGGGACUGCCGCGGAGUGCCUUGGCAUCUGCCGUAGCCUCACGGGCUGCUUCUGCUGCUGCUGCUGCUUCUACCUCCGCCCUGGCUGCUUCUACCUCCGCUCUGGCUGCUGCCAGCUCCGCUGCAGCCAGCCUCGACACUCUUGCCGCCGCAGCAGCCGCUGCUACAGCCGCUCGCUCACGCUCCUCUGCCACGGCGCGCUCGGCCUCUUGCCGGCGCCGCAUGCUCGAGGUAGCCGUGUGCUGAGAGCGACCUGCAGACAUGGCUCGCUGCAGGGGGGCUGUUGCGUGAAGAGGAGGCUGAUGAAGACGAGCUGCUGCUCGACAGUCCGGAGGGAGGAAGGUAACCAGAGGCAGACGGAGCAGGUGCUGCUACCGACUUGGGCUGCUCACAGGAAAUGCUCAGGGUGCAGGUUAACGAGGCUCUGGUGCCACUUGUUAGACCUUUCAACCUGAGCAUUGAUAGUUGUGGAUGACACUAGGAGAGUUGGGACAAUUUUCGUUGGUUUAUUUCUCACACAAUGCCAUGCCAACCUGAGGGGUUGGGGAUACAUAUUUAUAGGCUGCUAGCCAGCCAAGGCAUAUGCUAAGAUGCUGCUAAGAUGCCAGUCUAAGAUGCUAGUUUAAGAUGCUAACUGACAGUCCUUGAUGGUCAAGAACAGAACUCUAUCCUAACAGUCAGUCCUUGAUGGUCCAAGACUUUAUCCUCCUAACUGCCACAAGGACCAUGUGCUGCAGCCCCACAAGGACCCUAGUACACAGACUUAUCCAUCAUGCCAUAGAUGUUUAUGAGCGUAAAUCCGUUAAUUACUUAACUUUUAAUCACAACUUGGUUGCAGUAGAGAUUUCCAGUUGGAUUCUCUUGUGAUUGAACCCACUUGUCUAUGGAUGCUUCAUGCGACAUUCUAACAUGCAAUUUUUCACCGUAAGAGUACUUUUUACCAAAUGAAAUAUAAUCAAACUACUGAAUCUUGGAUGGUAUUGCGUUUUUUGCAGGGUUGUGCGUUGGAUGUUUUGGCUGGUGUAGGGGUUAUUCUAUCUCACCAUUUCUGGUUGGACGUGGAGCACAUCUAGGAGGCAUCCAGAAUGUCUUGAUUAUGAAGAAGAAGAGGGCCUCUCGGUCUUUAACCCUGACUAUAAAAAUCCAUUGAUGGAAGGCGGGGAAGGCCGAGUUGAACAUCCGGCUCCCCUGGUCUAUCCAUCGAGAAGGUAGAGAGACGAUGUUUCCAUGUCACCUAGUAUAGCAGAUGGACGGGCGGAUAAAAACCAUGGAUUCCUGCUCCCCAGGUCACCAAAGGAUCAUAGUGAUGUCUUCUACCUCCUCCUAAGAUGUAUUAAUCUCAAUCUGAUGUUAGUUGUGGUCUUAUUCUUUUUUCUCUUCUCAUGAUGUUUGUUGUAAUGACUUACUUGAUGUAAGAUCCCUUUUCUACUGUAUAUAUUUCUUAUUUAGUUUAGUUCAUCAUUCAAAGAUGGUAUGUUAUUUUUGGUCCUUCACA
This is a messenger RNA of Triticum aestivum (bread wheat), 2120 nucleotides long. RefSeq lists its product as uncharacterized. The transcript is spliced from 4 exons. The coding region runs from base 1 to 1080 and encodes 359 amino acids. The record is from RefSeq and is a predicted model, not a curated record. Lineage: Eukaryota; Viridiplantae; Streptophyta; Magnoliopsida; Poales; Poaceae.